CCAUAGCGGUGAGCGCUCAAACUGCAACCCCCGCCUGCAUAGAGCGAGGGGGGGGGUUGUCCCGUUUCACCCAUUUCAAACCCUAUAAAUUCACUUUUGACAAGCGAACGGCUAAAGCAGAUUAACCUUUUAUUUAUUUAUUUAUUUAUUUGCUAAUCUUCUAUAAUGGCUUUGGAAUCUCCUUAAGCAAUAAGGAAAUGAUAAGAGCCUGUUUCUUUUCUUCUUAUCUAUAUCUAUAUUGUCCUCCCUUGUCUGCAUCUUUUUCCUUCUUGUUUUAUUUUCCUUUCCUUUUUUUCUAAUACGAAAUGGCCCCAGCGAUCCUAUCGCCGUAAACACAACAUUGGUAAUCCCUUCCUUUAUUCGCCUCCAGUAACAGGGAGCAGAGAGGUGUCUGCAGAUCAGGAUUGAUUACAGCAGGUAUCAAAAGUCUCCUUUGUAAGAUCUGGAUCCUAAAUCCCGUAAUUCUUUGAUAAAAGAAGCAUUACGGGUCCAUUUUCUGAACUGAAAGGUACGGCAGAAAUGGGAAAAAAAAAGCAAUCAGCAGAGGCACUAAUAGGCUGCGUGAGUGUGGGGGGAGGCAGGGAUGGGCAGGGAGCGGGGAAAGGCCCUUUGUGAAGGAUGGGGAAUGGGGAUUAAACUGCUUCAGCCAUACGAUUAGUGCAGCUGAGAGCAGAAUGAGCCUGGUUUAGGAAACAGGACCUGGCCCCACACUGUCCUCAUGCCAGGGCUGGGAGCAGGGGGCCAUCAGCAGCAGGAUACAAUGGACUUUUCCCUUUGUAUUGAAUGGUUCUAAUUUAUGUUACAGAUUCAACAGCCAAAGGAGAAGCUAUAGAGAGAUGGAAGAAAAACUACUGAUAUUUGAUGUGCGGGAGGUUCACAGCUCUCACUCCUGUGUCAAUGGCACCACACCGCCCUGCCCACACUCACUGAGCAGAACCAUUCACCAGGUGGGUUUCCUGCAUCUUACUUUUGACCUUGGUUUGCACAGCUCUGAGGGCAAGAAACCUCGGGUUUAAGCAACCUGAGCUCAGGCCUCUCCUUCAAGGCUGUGUCCCCAGGCUGCUCAUCUUGUUAGGCUCAGUGCAUGCACCCAUCCCUUCCAUGGUGAUUCCCAGACAGUGUUCACUCCUGGGUACCAAGUCCCACAGAGAUGUGCCACUCAACUGUACCACCAACAUGCUGUGAGAGACCAUCAUCUCAUUUAUUAAGGAACCUGAAUCCCUACAGAGAGUGUGCUAGAUGUAAAACAUCAGUAUCACUGUUCUGAUUAUGGCAGUGGAGGUGCAGGAAAGAAGAAAGAGGGCAAUACAAUUUCUCUGCUUUCUGCAGAAAAUAAGUCAACUUUUGCAGAGAGUUCUGGUGCAGGCAAAGGCUGUGCUCUCAUUAUAAAUAACUUCUUAUUAAGCUGAGCUCUCUUCUCUCUCAUAUUGUAUGAUAUGACAGCUCUCUUUUGAUGGGAAAGCUUUCAUUUGGCCAGAGAAAGGGAUAAUUUGCUUCUUGUAAGGAGUUAAUCCUCCAGUCCAUUUCUGUGCUGGGGAUGGCUGUCCUCCCCCUGCCCUGCACCCGAGGCUCCAGCACAAUGGAGAUCAUAACCACCUCAAAUCUACACCUGAGAUGGAGAAAUCAGAUUUCCUUCUUGAGUCAUUUUUGUGGGAUUAGCUAAAUCUUAGAUCCACACUAACCCUUCACAAAGCCGCCAAGAUUAGUUAGAAUUUAUUUUAUUCACAAGGGGGUUUAUGGUUUUCUUUCCAAAGGGAUUAUAUGUCUCUCUCUAUAUAUAGGGUGGCUUUAGGCAUAAAGCAGCCAGGUUAGAGGGAGGAAAAGUGCGUGUGUGUAUAAAAUAAAAACUCUGCUGCCAGAAUGACCAUCACUUGAAGCUCUGGGGCAAGGCAGGGAUUCUGGGCAGCCUCACUGCUCUGCUUUCAGGGCUCCAUAACACUGCCAGACCCUGCAGAGAGCAGACCCUGCUCAGUGUGAGCUUCUACCACCACUGGCCCAGCCAAGGAUGUCUGCAGAGCCCACACUGAAUGCCAACUCAGGCAGGACAGCUGUGCAGUGCUCGUUCAGCAUUGAGAACAUCCUCGCCAGCCCAGCAGAGAGGACCCCUCAGGUUCUGGUCCCACUCUGCCUCCGGAGCAUCCUGGACUGUGCUCCUAAGGGGCUGUGUGAGCUGGAGGGCAUUGCCCUGCAGGAGGAGGAGGAGGAAGAGGAGGAAGAGCUGGAAGCUGUGGCUUGUAGCUGCUGCUGCUGCUCCCAUACGGGCACACGACCUCUGCAGGACCCUCCAGGUUGGCUGGACAGCCGCUUCCCUUGGCCCAUGCGACUGCUCCACUCGGCUGUCAGAGGCUGCAAGAGCCCCCAGGGCAGCCCCAGGGAGCUGCAGAACUUCCAGCACAUCCAGCGUCGGACACGUCGCCAUCGCACCAUAUUCACCGAGGAGCAGCUGCAGGCCCUGGAAACACUUUUCCACCAGAAUCAAUACCCGGACGUCAUCACCAGGGAGCAUUUGGCCAACCGCAUCCACCUGAAGGAGGAGAGGGUGGAGGUCUGGUUUAAGAACCGUCGAGCCAAGUGGAGGCAUCAGAAGAGAGCGUCUGCCUCGGCGCUGGUCCUGCAGGGCAGCACGGAGCCACCAAAGGAGAGCUGCUAACAGCCCUGAGGGGGGGAGCAGAGGGGGCUGGGGCUUCUGCGGUUCAGAGAGUGGGAUGGGGGAUUCAGAGUGGGAUGGGGGAUUCAGAGUGGGAUGAGGGAUUGAAUAUGGACGCAGGCGGGGCUCGCCCUAACCCCCCCCGCUGUGCUGUCCCCCACUCCGCUCCUCCCCGCCGCAAGGGGGCGCGCUAACCGCCAUUC
Messenger RNA from Coturnix japonica (Japanese quail), 2850 nucleotides. It is a transcript of the gene GSC2, whose product is annotated as goosecoid homeobox 2. Gene Ontology annotation, biological process: regulation of transcription by RNA polymerase II. Gene Ontology annotation, cellular component: nucleus. NCBI's taxonomy places the organism in Eukaryota, Metazoa, Chordata, Aves, Galliformes, Phasianidae. The record is from RefSeq and is a predicted model, not a curated record. Gene Ontology annotation, molecular function: DNA-binding transcription factor activity, RNA polymerase II-specific; RNA polymerase II cis-regulatory region sequence-specific DNA binding.